Messenger RNA from Pangasianodon hypophthalmus (striped catfish), 14528 nucleotides. RefSeq names its product teneurin transmembrane protein 2a (gene tenm2a). Lineage: Eukaryota; Metazoa; Chordata; Actinopteri; Siluriformes; Pangasiidae. Gene Ontology annotation, biological process: signal transduction; heterophilic cell-cell adhesion; neuron development. The coding region runs from base 5131 to 13017 and encodes 2628 amino acids. The transcript has 29 exons. Gene Ontology annotation, cellular component: membrane; neuron projection. The record is from RefSeq and is a predicted model, not a curated record. Gene Ontology annotation, molecular function: cell adhesion molecule binding; protein homodimerization activity; calcium ion binding.
UUUGUCAGUCAUAGCAGCUGCAAACUCCACAGCACUGCAGGCGUUUGAUUGGCUGCUCCCUUUUGUGGGCGCAGGGAUAUGCUUUUGAUUGACAUGUUCAGGGGUGGUUGAGGUGAAUGAUAGCAGUCGCUAGCCACUGCACAGCGAUUAGCCAAUCAUGGGGCAGUCCAGUGACAAUCCACAUACAGGAAUGGAGACUCAUCCUCAGAACUAUAGCUCUCACAAUGCAUCUCGAAUAAGGUUGUCUGGGUGCUGUCAGACACUGUGCAUAAAAUUGACAACUUGAUAAAUGACUGAUCAAGCUCUCUUGCAACAUAGGACAGUUUAUUCCAUUUAUUUAUCAUGAUACAAAACUAUAUAUAUUGAGUCACCCCGUCCUUGUUGGUAAGUGCAGGUGACCCAGAUGUCAAAAGUGUCUAUUGCAGCACUUUGCACAUGGGUCUCAGAGCACUGCUGGCCAUCCAUUAAUCUACAGAUGUUUUUCUUGGUUGUUUUUUUUUUCUUCCAGCCUGAAUUCUCCCUGAGGUCUUUGCAGUAAAGGUUAACUAGUCUUUUCUUAAGCCUUCACUGGAAGACAAAUCGCCAUGCUCACCUCAUGGGUCCCCCCCAUCACACAUCUUAUUCCCCCACUGCCUCAUUCCACUGUUCUCUUGGCGAGAGAGAGAGAGAGAGAGAGAGAGAGGACAAUGAAAAGGUGACUGAAAGAAAGAGGCCAAAAGGAGAAGUUUAAAAAAAUACUCUAAAAGAGGUCUGGUGGUAGCGGUGUCUGGAGGUGUACUGAGAUCAUUACACGGUUUUAGUUCUGUUUUUUCUACAUCCUUUCUGCAAAUGCAUUAGCAGCUUCCCUCUUACUGUGUAAGAUAUCUAUAGAUAUUCUAAAUUCAUGGUGCUUGAUGAUUAGUUAUUAAUAUGAUAACUCUGAAGCCUAGAUCUAAGUGUCAAGACAUACCAUGCUGAUGUUGAAGACACAACCAGAGCUGACUGAUGAUGGUCUCCCAUUGCCUUCCUUCUUCUGUAAAAAAGCAUUUUGACCAGUGAAGAGCAGAGAAGCACAUGCAUGAGUAGAAAGAACUUACCAUCUACGCAGGUGGCAGUUGUGUGUAUUACUUGUCAACAAAUGAAUAACUAAAGACAAAGCCAGCUUCGCAAACUACUGUACUAAAUAGCAUGGGCAAAUAUUUUGCUAUUUAUUGUGGGUAUAUAUUUUUGGUUUGGGACAAACUAACCUAGCUACCAUUUUCUCAAUUUCAACAGUGUGCUCAGCCAUUCCACUGUAAACAUGUAGCUAGCUGUAACGGAUUUGCUAGACAGAGAGCCCUUUUUCUGACUGUAAUAUGUGUAUCGUCUCUGUAAAUGUGUAUAUAUAUGUACUGUAUGUCUGUGUGUAAAAUUUAUUUUGAAUAAUAUUCGGUGAACGGAGAGUUGUGUAGCCAUGCUGUGGUCUGCCCUGACUUCAGACUGUGUUGCUGUGGUCUGCACUGGUGUGUCUUUGCUGGAGAUUUGCUGUCUGGUCUGCUUGUGUGCUUGCCGCAGCCGUAAUGAGAGCCUCUUAUGCUACAGCCAGACUCAGUCUAUGCUGAUUAGAGAUACCCUGGAGAGCUCCAGAAAUCUCCCUCCUCGCUAUUCUACGGUGUGAGCUGGAGCUACACUCAGCUAGAGAAAUAUGCUUCAUUUGAUAGUCCUGUCCUGUGUACAGUGUGUGUGUGUAUGUGUGUGUCAUUUUUACUGAUUCAUUACAAGAGUGGGUGGACAACAUGUUAUAAUAGCCAUGGUAAUAUCCCUUAUAAUAAGCAUCAUAAAAUAAAAGCCACAGUGGCCAUUCCUGUAAUUUCCACAUUAUUUUACACAUUAACGACCAGUGUGAUGCAUGUGUGAAAGGCCAAGGGCACGAGAGACUGUACAAUGCUCCGGCUGAAUGCAUUACAGUCGGUGUGUGCGGAGCUCUAAAACUGUUCACUUAUCACGCCUCAGAGUCAAUGUGGAGUGUGUGGUUGUUCACUUAUGUUUGUACAUAAUGUAUAUCCAGAUUUAAAUGGAACUGACCCAUGUUAUUUUCCAAACUUGAGUAACCGUUUACGCAGACUGGCUGUAUCAGUAAUUUAAGUAAUUUAGAUAAUUUAAGGCUAAUAAUAAAUGGAUAAAAAAGUAAAAUCAUUGAUAUUUGAAAGCUUUCUGUAAGCAGAGAUGUACUUGUGGAAGGACUCUCGACUGUCGGCACUUCGUAACAGUCAGUAAGUGUUUCGCCACAGGAGACUAAAACUCCAAUUCUGGUGUCAGCCAGAUGAGAUUGGGUUCGCUUUUGAGUCUGGUUGCUUUUCAGAUUUCUUCCUCAGGUCACCUCAGGGAGUUUCUCCUAGCAUUCUCUGGCUUGCUCAUUAGGAAUUAAUUAAAAUUUUACAGUUGGAUUUUUGUAAAGCUGCUUUGUGACAAUGUCCAUUGUUAUAAGUGCUAUUCAAAUAAAAUUGAAUCGAAUUUCGUUGGACUCUUCAGGACAGAUGACUUUGUGGUUUCUCUGUAACAGGACAAGCUCCAUUUUUUUUUCUCUUACCAACAUCAAGAGACAGGAAAAAGAGAGACUGGUGAGGGAACAACCAUUUACAGCUGCUAUAAUGUGUUAUAACAAGAAUUAGCCUGUCUCACUGGAGGUUCCACAACAUUAAGUGUAGCUAUAAACAGCUAAAAAGCAUGAAAUGAAAAAGGCAUGUCAUUCAUUUAUAAAUUAAAAAUAACAAUUGUAUGCAAAAUUGCUGUUGUUUUAGAGAAAUAAGACAUUAUAGGACAUACUGUUAUUGAAAAAUAAUCAACUUCUGGGUGAUAACACAGAUUAUUUUUCUAUAACAGCAUGCCCCAUCAUGUUUUAUAACUUACAUCAUAGAAUAGACUUUUGAAGCACUUUUUUUUUUUUUUUUUUUAAAAGCAGCUUUACGUACAUCAGCGCUUUAACCCCCAGCGUGUAAGCCAAGGGCAGCGAGCAAAAGCUCCCUAGGACAGAGCUAGAAGGAAAAAACCUUGGGAGGAACCAAGACUAAUCACCAAUUCUCCUCUGGCUGCCAUUGGGAAUCUGGGACUGGCACUGGGAGUUAUUUUUAUAUCUGUCUAGGAAUUGUGGUUCACGUAGAGUACAGACUAAAAGGUAGCUAUAGGGAUUUCAAUACGUUUGUUUUCACUGGAAUCAGUAUAGUUUUAGCUUUAAGUAAAGGAGACUCACUUGAAAUCAGCUGUCCAUCAAUGAAGAAGGAAUAGGACGUUAUGGUCAAAUGGCUCUAUAGAGGUUUGAAGAAUGCAGUCUGUGAGUCUGAUUUUGUCUGUGUGUGGUCUGGCUCCUGCUGAGACAGGAAGCAGACUAGUGCUGAGCUGAGUAGAGCUGGGCUGGGAUGCCAUCAGUCUCUGACUGAUCAGAUUGCCUGCCCUCUGUUGGACAGCGCAAGCUCGGUUCAGAAGCUUCAGCAGUCUAGUUCUCACCUCAUAGCAAACCUUUAAACUGAGAGCAAGCCUUAUUCUGUUACUACGGGUCAUCUCAGCUCUGUUUUUCAUUUUAUUUGCAUUGUGGGGAUUUGCGUGGUUGUCGCUGUGUAUAUAGUCAUCUGUCGAAUUUAGUUUAAAUGUUUUGUGCUGCAUUAGGCUGUUAAAGGUAAGUUGACACCAAAUAAGGUAAAUAAAUCUAGACCCUCAGCAGUUCUAGCUAUGGAUUUAUUGCAGUUCUCUUACUUCUGUUGUGUUUAUAGGACUGGACGAUAAAGCAGUAUAUUGUACUGUAGAUAUGAUAGAUGUCAUCCGUAGACUCUUUUAAGAGCACCUUGAGGAUAUGACAGAUUGUUACAAUACAUAAAGUUGGAAUGUGUUGUUCUUCUUUUAUUAUUAAAAUAAUAAUAAAUGAGCAUUUUGAAUUCCUGUAACAGAUAGUUCUCAUGGUUGUAAAAUAAUAGUAAAAUAACAGAAUAGGAUUUAAUAUUUUAUGUAGGCUGACAUUUCUCCUUUUUUUUAUAAUUUUCAUCAUUAUUUUAAAAUAAUUAAAAUGAUGAAAAAUGAAUAUUCUGUCUUUCUAUUUGAGCAGACGAGUUGUUUGAUUUGCUUUAUAUUUUCCUUUAAUGUCAGUAGUAUAUGUGCAAAAAGCAAUUUUUUGUACUGUCAUGUAAAUGUUAGACUGGAUAUGCACUUAUAUGAAUUAAUUUUAUAAUAUAAGCUUCUGCUCUCGGCUGGUAGCUUAUAAAUCCAAACAUUUCUGCAAAUUGUAGUUAAAUAUCAGUUGAACCAAUACAUUUUAUUAUUUAUGCUGUUAUCACUGAGCAGACCCGUGUACCGUUGUGCGCUAAGGGUUUUUUAUGGUAAAAUUUUACUUUUCCUCUGCUUGAUUUUCCUGUUAGCAAUGCACCUCUGUAUUUUAACCAGGACAAAGUAGCACUUGUUUUCUGUCUCAUAUUCUCUCUCAUCCCCCUCUUCCCUUAGCCUUUGAUGAACGUUUUGUCACAUUUUGGUUGAUUUACCCCUCUUUCUCUGUUUCAUUCUCUUUCCUUUGCUUGCUCUCUCAGCCUCCCUGUCACCCUCCUCCCUUUUGCUCUCCUCACACUCCCACUCUCUCACUCACCCCUCCUUCACUCGCUUUCUCUCUCUCGCUCAGCGGAGAGCCUGUAUAAUUCUUGUGGCUCAGGCAGCGCUCGUAGGCACAGCCAUGUGCAUCCACAGCUCUGAGAACUCGUCUCUGCUCUCCUCCCCGCUGCCUUAUAGAGGCUGAAAGGAGCCAGUGCUCUUUUUACUCCCCUCUCCUUUUUUUCCCUUUUCUUUCAAGUCCAUCCCUCCCUCCUCUUCCCCACCUUUCAUCUGCAUCUCUAGCCCUGCGCAACCUCUUAAUCGGUGGACUACUACAGAGAAGCACUCAUACAUCGCGUGUCGGAGAAGACAAAAGAGUGUGUGCGUUCCGUGUGUGUGUGUGUGAGACGGAGAGAGAGAGGGAGAGAGAGAGAGAGAGAGAGAAGUUGAGCGGAAGAGGUAGAGAGAGCAGGACUGCUGCUCACUGUUGAACGCUGAAGCUCAUUAUCACGUGUUUGCUGCCGCUGUCCACUGCUGUGCCGCUGUCUUCUGUGGAGAGGACAGACAGAGAGGAGAGGAAAAGAAGAUAGGAGAGGAGAUUGCAUGUACGGAGCCAUGCAUCACACAGGCAGCAUUGGCAUCAAGGCUAAAAUGCUGCCGCAGGAGACAGGUCGUCCCCUCCCUCCCUCCACUGCCUCCUCCAGCCUUCUACCACCGGCGCCCUCUCCUCCCACUGCCCCACUCCACCAAGCUCCACCCACCAUCAGAGAGUGCCAGGUGCCCCUGCUGGACAGCAGCUCUGCCCACACCAUGCUGGAGCCCCACCCAGAGGACCAAAUCUCCCCCAACUCAUACCUUCUAAGGGCCCAGCCUACCACAGGAGCUCCAAACCACCACAGCCAGUCGACACUGCGGCCCCCACUGCCUCCACCACACAACGCCCAGGCCCUGUCUCACCAUCAGACCUCGGCCAACUCUCUCAACCGCAACACACUAAGCAGCAGACGCAACCCUGUCCAUGCUCCACCCAGCGCCCCUGGGGACGCGCCCACCACACCUGAGUCAGUGCAGCUGCAGGACAGCUGGGUGCUCAACAGCAACGUUCCUCUGGAGACCAGGCACUUCCUGUUUAAGACAUCUUCAGGAACCACACCGCUCUUCAGCAGCUCAUCUCCAGGUUACCCACUGACUUCGGGCACAGUGUACUCGCCCCCGCCACGGCUCCUACCCAGAAACACCUUCUCUCGAAGCGCCUUCAAACUGAAGAAGCCCUCCAAGUAUUGCAGCUGGAAAUGUGCCGCUGUUACAGCCAUCACAGCCGCCACCCUGCUGGCCAUCCUGCUGUCCUACUUCAUUGCUUUAAACCUGUUGGGGUUGACCUGGCAGCUGAAGCCCGUGGAAGCUCCCGUGCUGAGCCACGGCUUGGGCACAGCAGGCAUGCCUGGCACCAACGAUGAUACCACAGGGCCCUCUGGAGGCAGAGGGCCUGGUGCGUUUCGAAACAGCAGCAUAGAUACAGGAAAUCUGGAGGUAGGCAGGCGGGUGACCCAGGAGGUGCCACCAGGUGUCUUCUGGAGAUCCCUGCUCCAUCUCAGCCAGCCCCAGUUUCUCAAAUUCAACAUUUCCCUGGGAAAAGAUGCACUUUUUGGGGUGUAUAUCCGCAAAGGCCUGCCCCCAUCUCAUGCACAGUAUGACUAUAUGGAGUGCUUAGAUGGGAAGGAGAAAUGGAGUGUGGUGGAGUCUCCUCGAGAGCGACGCAGCAUCCAGACGGUGGUUCUGAACGAAGCCGUGUUUGUGCAGUAUCUGGAUCCAGGCACAUGGCACCUGGCCUUUUACAAUGAUGGCAAGGAGAAAGAGUCUGUGUCCUUCAGCACGGCUAUAUUAGACUCAGUGCAAGAGUGCCCGAGGAAUUGCCAUGGAAACGGCGAAUGUGUGUCAGGAGUGUGUCACUGCUUCCCCGGCUUCCAUGGCAUGGACUGCUCGAAAGCUGCAUGUCCAGUGCUCUGCAGUGGUAAUGGACAGUAUGAUAAAGGCUCAUGUACGUGCUACAGUGGAUGGAAGGGGCCAGAGUGUGACAUUCCUAUAAAUCAAUGCAUUGAUCCUCAGUGUGGUGGCCAUGGAACCUGCAAGGAGGGCACCUGUGUCUGUUCACUGGGUUACAAGGGAGAGAACUGUGCUGAAGUGGACUGCCUGGACCCUUCCUGCUCGAAUAAUGGUAUCUGUGUGAGUGGUGAGUGCCACUGUAAGCCAGGCUGGGGAGGAACACACUGUGAGCUGCCCAGAGCCCAGUGCCCUGAUCAGUGUCACGGUCAUGGUGCCUUCAUUCCUGACACGGGCCUAUGUAGCUGCGACCCUAACUGGAUGGGCCCAGACUGCUCCAUUGAGGUGUGCUCAGUGGACUGCGGGACUCACGGCGUGUGUAUGGGUGGCUCAUGCCGCUGUGAAGAAGGCUGGACAGGGGAGGCAUGUGAUCAGCGUGUGUGCAGUCCCCUGUGUGUAAAGCAUGGCACCUGCAAAGACGGCAAGUGCGAGUGUCACCAGGGAUGGAAUGGAGAACACUGCACCAUCGACUAUUGGGAUGAGACUAAAGAAGAUGGCUGUCCUAACCUGUGCAAUGGCAACGGGCAGUGCACCAUGGGACAGAACAGCUGGCACUGUGAGUGCAAGACAGGCUGGAGGGGCACUGGGUGCAACGUCGCCAUGGAAACCUCCUGCGCAGACAACAAAGACAAUGAAGGAGAUGGUCUGACAGACUGCAUGGACCCAGAUUGCUGUAUCCAGAGCCCAUGUCAGAACAGCCCACUGUGUCGUGGCUCUCGAGACCCAUUGCAGGUGAUCCAGCAGAGCCAGCUGCCAGUGCAGAAGGUUCGCUCCUUCUAUGAGCGUGUCAACAUGCUGGUGGGCCGGGAUAGCACGCAUAUUAUUCAGGGAGAAAACCCUUUCAAUGCCAGUCUGGCAUCCCUGAUAAGAGGCCAGGUUCUGACUACAGAUGGAACCCCCCUGGUGGGGGUCAACGUGUCCUUUGUUAAGUACCCCCACUAUGGAUAUACCCUUACACGACAGGAUGGAACCUUUGACCUCAUCGCUAACGGAGGUGCUUCUCUCACACUGCAUUUCGAGCGCGCGCCAUUCCUGAGCCAAGAGCGCACAGUGUGGCUACCGUGGAACAGCUUCUAUGCCAUGGACACGCUCAUGAUGAAAACGGAGGAGAACACAAUCCCAGGCUGCGACUUGAGCGGUUUUGUGAGGCCUGAUCCAGUUGUGGUGGCUUCACCUCUGUCCUCGUUCUUUAGCUCUCGGCCCGGAGAAAGGUCCAUUAUCCCAGAGACUCAGGUUCUUCAUGAAAUGAUUGAGAUACCAGGCAGCAAUCUGAAAUUGUGUCACCUGAGCUCACGGGCAGCAGGCUACCGCUCCCUGCUGAAGAUCACCAUGACCCAGGCGGUGGUGCCCCUCAGCCUGAUCAAGGUGCACCUGAUGGUGGCUGUGGAAGGUCACCUCUUCCAAAAGUGGUUCCACGCCUCGCCCAACCUGGCCUACACCUUCAUAUGGGAUAAGACAGAUGCUUAUGGUCAGCGAGUCUAUGGCCUUUCUGAGGCAGUGGUCUCCGUGGGUUAUGAGUAUGAGACAUGUCCUAGUCUGGUGUUAUGGGAGAAGAGGACAGCUGUGCUGCAGGGGUAUGAACUUGAGCCCUCUAACCUUGGAGGAUGGUCUCUGGACAAACACCACAUCCUCAACCUGCGCAGUGGGAUCCUUCAUAAAGGCUGUGGGGAGAACGUCUUUGUUUGCCAACAGCCCCCAGUCAUCACCAGCAUUAUGGGUAAUGGGCGUCGACGGAGUAUCUCGUGUCCGAGCUGUAACGGAUUAGCAGAUGGGAAUAAACUGUUGGCACCAGUCGCACUGGCAGCGGGUAUCGAUGGCAGCCUGUACGUGGGUGACCUGAAUUUUGUGCGCAGGGUUUAUCCGUCUCUCAAUACUACUCGUGUGCUAGAACUCAGAAAUAAGGAUUUUCGACACAGCAACAACCCAACACAUAAGUACUUCCUGGCUGUAGACCCAGUUACAGGGGCUCUGUUCAUCUCAGACACAAACUCUCGAAGGAUUUACAGAGUGCGUUCACUCACUGGGGGUCGGCUACUGGCUGACAAUGCUGAGGUGGUAGCAGGAACAGGAGAGCAGUGUCUACCCUUCGACGAGCGGUGUGGGGAUGGAGGAAAAGCUGUGGAGGCUACUCUUAUGAGCCCAAAAGGUAUUGCAGUUGACAAAAAUGGGCUGAUGUUCUUUGUGGAUGCCACCAUGAUCAGGAAGGUGGACCAGAAUGGGAUUAUCUCUACACUGCUGGGGGCUAAUGAUCUCACUGCUGUACGGCCACUCAGCUGUGACACCAGCAUGGACGUCAGCCAGGUGCGUUUGGAGUGGCCCACUGACCUAGCAGUCAACCCCAUGGACAAUUCCUUGUACGUUUUAGAGAACAAUGUCAUCCUACGCAUCACUGAAAACCAUCAGGUAAGCAUUGUGGCUGGGCGGCCCAUGCACUGCCAGGUUCCAGGCAUCGACUACUCCCUCAGCAGGCUGGCUAUCCACUCAGCACUGGAGAGUGCCACUGCCAUUGCUGUCUCCCAUUCUGGCGUCCUGUACAUUGCUGAGAGCGAUGAGAAAAAAAUAAACCGUGUCCGGCAGGUCAGUGCCAAUGGUGAGAUCUCAUUGCUGGCUGGUGCCACCUCCGAGUGUGACUGCAAGAACGAUGUCAACUGCAACUGCUUUGCUGGCGAUGAAGGCUAUGCGACUGAUGCCAGCCUCAAUGCCCCCACCUCACUAGCAGUGGCUCCUGACGGCACACUCUACAUCGCUGACCUCAACAACAUCCGCAUUCGUGCUGUACAUGCCAACCGCCCAGGCCCAAAUGCAGCAGGCCAAUAUGAAGUGGCAUCACCACGAGAACAGGAGCUCUAUGUGUUCAGUGAGGAGGGACUCCACCUGCAUACCAUCAGUCUGGUCAGUGGAAUGAGUCUCUACAACUUUAGCUACACGCCUGAAGGAGAGCUUGCUGCUGUCGUGGAUAACUGUAACAACACUGUGCUAGUGCGCAGGGAGGGUGGCGGCCUGAGUGGAGCUAGCACAGUUAGACUCCACCUACUGCCUGACAACAAGGUGUUAACUGUGGGAAUGGAUAUAGGAGGCAGUCUGCGCUCCAUCUCCACUGCUGACCAAGAGAUUGUACAGUUCAGCUACAGUGGAAGCACAGGCCUGCUGGCCAGUAAGGCUGACGAGACAGGCUGGACAACAUUUUACGAGUAUGACAGCGAGGGAAGGCUUACCAAUAUGACCUAUCCGACCGGAAUGGUGACAAGCCUACACAGAGAGAUUGAGAAAUCCAUUAACAUUGACAUCGAGAGCUCAAACAGAGAUGAUGACAUCACUGUCAUUACAAAUCUUUCAUCAGUAGAGGCGUCCUACACUGUAGUGCAAGAUCAAGUACGGAACAGCUACCAGCUGUGUAACAAUGGCACACUGAGAGUGAUCUAUGCUAACGGGAUGGGUAUCAGCUACCACACAGAACCUCACAUUCUGGCCGGUUCUGUGAGCCCUACCAUUGGCCGCAGAAACAUCACCCUGCCCACCGACAAUGGUCUCAACUCCAUAGAGUGGCGACUGCGUAAGGAGCUGACCAAGGGCAAAGUCACGGUGUUCGGCAGGAAACUAAGGGCCCACGGACGCAACCUGCUCUCCAUCGACUUUGACAGAAACACGCGGACAGAGAAGAUUUAUGAUGACCACAGGAAGUUCACACUAAGGAUCACUUAUGAUGCUCAGGGCAGACCUGCUAUUUGGCAGCCCAGCAGUAGCUUGGCUGUGGUAAACGUUUCCUACUCCUCCACAGGACGGCUUGUGGGCCUGCACCGUGGCAGUAUGAGUGAGAGGACAGAGUUUGACCAACAAGGACGAAUCCUCUCCCGCACGUUUGUUGAUGGCAAGGUGUGGAGCUACAGCUACCUGGACAAGUCCAUGGUGCUGCUCCUGCAGAGUCAGAGGCAGUACAUCUUUGAGUUUGAUCCAUCUGAUCGUAUCACUGCGGUCACCAUGCCUAGCGUGGCUCGGCACACAAUGUUUACCCAUGUCUCCAUCGGCUAUAUCCGAAACACUUACAACCCCCCUGAAAGCAAUGCCUCCAUCAUCUAUGACUUCAGUGAAGACAGCCGCCCUCAGGCCACAUACUUCCUGGGUACAGGACGCCGUGUCCUUUACAAAUAUGGCAAACUGGCCAAGCUCUCUGAGAUUUUAUAUGACAGCACUGCUGUCACUUUUGGCUAUGAUGAAACAUCUGGUGUACUCAAGAUGGUCAAUCUGCAGAGUGGAGGCUUCUCUUGCACUAUAAGAUAUCGUAAGAUGGGACCCCUAGUGGACAAACAGAUCUACCGCUUCUCUGAGGAAGGCAUGGUGAAUGCCCGCUUUGACUACACCUAUCACGACAACAGUUUCCGCAUAGCAAGCAUGAAGCCAGUCAUCAGUGAAACACCACUACCUGUGGACCUGUACCGCUAUGAUGAGAUUUCUGGCAAGGUGGAGCAUUUUGGCAAGUUCGGUGUCAUUUAUUAUGACAUCAAUCAGAUCAUCACCACAGCUGUAAUGACACUUAGCAAGCACUUUGAUGCACACGGCCGCAUAAAAGAGGUGCAGUACGAAAUCUUUCGCUCGCUCAUGUACUGGAUGACGGUGCAGUAUGACAACAUGGGUCGCGUGAUCAAACGCGAGCUGAAGAUUGGGCCAUAUGCCAACACCACACAAUACCGCUAUGAGUAUGAUGGUGAUGGGCAGCUCAGUGGGGUCAAAGUCAAUGACUGGUCCACCUGGCGCUACAGCUAUGACCUCAAUGGCAAUCUGCACCUACUGAACCCUGGCAACAGUGCCCGUCUCAUGCCACUACGUUACGACCUGCGCGACCGAAUCACACGCCUCGGCGAUGUGCAGUACAAGCUGGACGAGGAUGGCUUUCUCAGCCAGAGGGGCACAGACAUCUUUGACUAUAACUCCAAAGGACAGUUAGUGAGAGCCUACAGCCGUGUAGGAGGAGGAUGGAGUGUGCAGUACCGCUAUGAUGGCCUCGGACGACGAGUCUCCACCAAGAACAGCCUGGGCCAGCACCUGCAGUUUUUCUAUGCAGACCUGAACAACCCAGUUCGAGUCACACAUGUGUUCAACCACUCAAGCUCGGAAAUCACCUCACUCUACUAUGACCUGCAAGGCCAUCUGUUCGCCAUGGAGGUGAGCAGCGGCGAAGAGUACUAUAUUGCCUCGGACAACACAGGAACACCACUGGCCGUCUUUAGCAGCAACGGGCAGAUGAUCAAGCAGGUGCAGUACACGGCCUACGGUGAGGUGUACCACGACUCCAAUCCUGAGUUCCAGCUGGUAAUCGGAUUCCACGGUGGCCUCUAUGAUUCGCUGACCAAGCUAGUGCACUUCACACAGAGGGACUAUGAUGUAUUAGCUGCCAGAUGGACAUCACCUGAUUAUACCAUGUGGCAGAAGAUCAGCAAGGACCUGGCUCCAUUUAACUUGUACAUGUUCAAGAACAAUAAUCCUCUCAGCGAUAUGCUGGAUGUGAAGAAUUAUGUCACAGAUGUAAAGAGUUGGCUGGUGAUGUUCGGCUUCCAGCUCAGUAACAUCAUCCCUGGCUUUCCUAAACACACAUUAUACUUUGUGGAUCCACCAUAUGAGCUACAAGCCAGUCAGGAGUCUGAAAAUGGCCAGCUGAUGUCUGGAGUUCAGCAGGAGGCUGAGAGGCACAACCAGGCCUUCAUGGCUUUAGAGGGUCAGCUGCUCAAUAAAGAUCGACAGAACAAGCAUGAUAAACCAGGCCACUGGUUUGGCACAGUGCCAUCCAUCAUUGGGCGGGGCAUGAUGUUGGCUGUGAAAGAGGGUCGUGUAGUGACAGGUGUCUCUAGUACGGCCAGUGACAACAGCAGGAAGGUAGCUCUAGUUCUCAACAACGCCAUCUACCUGGAGGGAACGCAUUACGUGCAGGAUGGCCACGACUGCCACUUCUUUGUGAAGAUCGGCUCAGCUGAUGCAGACCUGCUGGCGCUGGGCCUCAGCAAUGGGCGCAGGGUGCUGGAGGGAGCUGGUAUCAAUGUUACAGUGAGUGGGCGCUCACGGCGUGGUGUCACUGUAGAGCUGCGGUCGACUGCACUGUCCCUGAGCGUGCGCUACGGCCUGGCGCAGGACACACUGGAUGAGGAACGCGCCCGGCUGCUAGAGCUGGCACGCCAGCGGGCACUGGCAGGCGCCUGGCUGCGAGAGCAGCAGAGGACACGGGAUGGUAAGGAAGGGAGCCGCCUGUGGACCGAGGGUGAGAGACAGCAGCUGCUCUCCACAGGGAGAGUUCAGGGCUAUGACGGUUACUAUGUGCUACCCGUGGAGCAAUACCCUGAACUGGCUGACAGCAGCACCAACAUCCAGUUCCUCAGACAGAAUGAGAUGGGCAAGAGGUAACAGAACUAUGAGCGCAUUCUUAUCUUCUGCAAUCUUCAUUCUCUCUUUCUCUGCACCACUCUUUGUCUCACCCCGUUCUCCUUUUAACUAUAUCUCCUUUACCCACGGAGAAUAAAUAAACUUAUGGGGUAACUCUCUGAACGCUGCAGGGACUUUUAAAAAGAAUAUUAUUAUUACUGCCAUGGGCAAAAAAUAAUUUGCAAGAACUUGUCUUUGUUUUGUGCACUGCAAAUAACUGCAAAUAAAACAGAUCGGCUGUUAAUAUGAAACAAAAUCCCCUUUUUAAAAAAGAUACUAUUUUUACCCAUAUUUUUUGGGUUCGGAGAGGAUGUUGGUGCCAGAUGGUACUUUAUGUUCCUAUGUGAUCCGGAUUGCAGAGAAGACGGUUCUCUUGAGUUGUUACAGAGGCCUAGUCACAACGCUGGAACUGAGCAACGUCCACAAAGUGGAUUAUCAGUCAUAUCAGUCUCAGGCCUCAUAUUCUCAAUAAUAGGACUGCCAACUGCGGCUGCGGCAAGUCCCAUCCACAGACUGCUUUAUGUUUCUUCAAGAAAGCAGAACUCCUACAAAGGAUAACUGUUUGUUUGUUUGAUUUGUUUUUGAUUUUUUAAACAAGGAAAAAUUAUGGCUAUAUUUGCAUAAGGUCAAUGUCCAGCAUAGUUUUGUUUUGUCACUGGAAGAUUAGAAUAAUAUCUGUGGUGUGUCAGAUAACACUGAUGUUCCGAGUGGGCUUUAGAUGAGAUAGUUUUGUACAUCUCAGUUGCAGUAGAUUUGUGAGAUGCUCACCAGGGCACUUCUGUACAGAAACAUCAGAAAAAAAAAGAAAAACAUUCAUGCUAUCAAGAUUAACUGCUUAACUGUAACUAGUGUAAGAAAUUAUUUAUUUUUAUUUUACGUUCUUUCUUUUUAUUUAUGUAUUUAUUAUUCUUAGUACUCAAUGACAAUCAUGAAGACUUCACCAUUUUUAGCCAAGAAAACAGAGUAUUUUCUUUUGUAAAAUAUGUAAGAAAUGUUCAUUAAGUUUUUAUAUUAAUUUUGAGUUGCUUAAGCAAAUUAGUCAUAGACAAAAAUAAUUUAUGUAAAGUGUUCAAAAUUGUUUAUACUUUAAAUAAAGUUUAAAACUGUGAAACUUGCUUUUUUCGAAAUAUCUCUAUGUACAGUGUAUAGAUUUUCCUUUAUGCAGUAGAAUAUUGUUCAUAAUAUCACAUUUUAUAUUUCUAACAAAAGGUGGCUUGUAAUGUGCAAACCUAUAGCUGGUAUAAGACGCUAGGAUCUGUGGCACUCCAAUAUUCCAGAUAAACAGUAUUGAUCCCCAGUUUGAUGUUUUGUUUGAUUAGGUUUGUUUUUAUGCAAAGUUGCUGUACUAGAACCCAAAACCAUAGAAAUGGAUUCUAUCCACUGUGAAGAGACUCAUUAUGGAUGUCAUUAUGUACCAAAUCAGUAUUGAGGGAUUCGUACACUUAAGCAAGUCUUCUCUGAGACCUGAUCAAUAAAAGGUUUACUUCAUGUGA